AUGUUGCUCCAGAAGACCGGUUUGCGCAUCAAAAAAUUUAUUUGCCAGAAGGACCGCAUGGAAAAGCCAAGAAGCGACUUCGAUAAUGAUGAUUUCACAGACAAUGGGUUGUCGCCAAACACUACGCAGAGACUGUCCUGGCUCUCACAAACCUCCUCUGCAGAGACUCCUUUAGAAGUUAGAAGAGCCAGCAGCAAUAUCACCACUCGAAGUAACCACUUUACACCGUCAAGUAAGACCGCCCACUCUUCGGCCAGUUCUUUGUGCAGUUGCGACUGUGAGGCAAAUCCGGCCUCGAUCGAACACUCUUUGUUCGGUGUUGACCCAUUACCACCUCAUCCCGAGAUUCUUUAUCUCCCACCAUUACCCUCAGGACAUACGACGGGAGAUGCGAAAACAUGGAGUCUAAUAUUCCAAGAGCCGUCGAGGCGACCACUCACUAAAAGUGAGCUGAGAUUCGGUCGCAGAACAACUUCGGCUGCAAAAUUCGGCCCUGGAUCACCGUUCGACGUUAGUGGAGUGCUGUCGGCUGACCUGCUGGAUGAUGACAAGACCCCGACACAGAGCCUCAGAUAUACAGGAUCAGACAUGGAGAAUCCGCCGGAGAGUGUGGCGGACAGUGUUGAGCAGUUGAUACGGGAGACAGACAUGGCGUUCCAAGCGGUCGGGACAGCUUUGGCUGAUGCCAGAGCUGCCACGGAAGAAUGGGACAAAACCGGCAGUCCUUUAGCCCCACGAUCUUCUUCAGUUGCUCGUGGACUAUCCAAGAGACAGCCGCGACCCGUUAUCUCUCCACUCAAGACGCCUGUGACGCGAGCCAUGUCGGUAUCCAGAGGGAAAAGAAGUCGCUUCAGCAGGAGGAAAGCAACUUUCUUUGGCAAGUCGAAUCCCAGAGGUCCAGCGUCAUCUCAAAAUACACCGGCGAGAUGGACGUUGACAGAUGCGACUACCAACAUGGCAGAUCUGUUUAGCGGUAAAAUGUUUCGGACUGAAGUGGACGAGAUGUUGACGCCUGGAAGAAUCCAGCAGCUGAAGGACAAACACGAGAGCGAGAGAAAGAUAUCCAUUGAAUCGGCACACAGUUAUGAAACGGACUCUAGCACUCCUACAGAGACAUUCCAUCUGCCCAGCAAGAAUACCGUCCUGUUCCAAGUUCAGUACUGCCACCACCUGCAGUACCACGAAGAGGCCCUCGCGUAUCUGUGCAGUUGCUUCCACCCAGCCGAAUGGUCCCAGCCGUCCUCUCCGGCUCUUACACCACCAACACAUAUCAUCCUCCCCUCCACACACUACACCCUCACAUCCCCCCUCUUCCGCCACGGUCCUAUCCGUCUCGAGCGCCUGAUUCGCGACCGCAGAGCCUCCUGCCCAGAUGACGCAGCGGAAGCCCUCGACUGGACCGCCUUCCAGAUGGCCAUAUCCGGCACCAUGCAAGACGGCACGCACGACACGCGCGAUGACUCCGAAUGGGAAGCCGACGAAGCGGAAAUCGACGGCAUCGUGGACUGGUAUCGAGGUUUCGGCUUCCGGGGCUACGGCAGGAUUGAAACCGAAGCUGACGUGAGGGCGAGAGACGAGCUCGAGAUCAGGAGGAGCAGGUUCACGGUGAGGAGGAGAGGAGGUCGGGAGAGGAGGAGUCUUGGGGGCUCGUCGUCGUCGUGGUCGCCGUCACAACUCACGACGGGGAGAAGUUGGGAGGGGCCACUACUUCCUCGGGCAGCAGCAGCAGCAGCAGCGGAUGAUGAUGACAGGAUGGAACGCCGAACCCAAUAUCGACGAUAUCGACACCAUUCCGCCCGUAGCCCCUCCGCAGUAUAG
Drepanopeziza brunnea f. sp. 'multigermtubi' MB_m1 is the source of this 1818-nucleotide messenger RNA. The record is from RefSeq and is a predicted model, not a curated record. NCBI's taxonomy places the organism in Eukaryota, Fungi, Ascomycota, Leotiomycetes, Helotiales, Drepanopezizaceae.